AUGUGGGCCCGAUCUGUAAGAAAUCAAUGUCAUCAACCUAUUUUCACAAUAUAUAAAUAGAAGCAUUUCUACUCUCUAUACACUAUUUGCAGAUCAACAUACCGCUGGGAGUCUUCCUGCAACUUAUCUUACUUUCUGGCGAAAACGGUCUUCAAUAGCUUCGUGGCCCUUCUCCGUGUUCACAUAUCAAAAUCUUCACAGAAGUGAAGCUGGUAGACUCUGUACCAUGGCUGCUUGUAUCUUCUUCCUCCUGAUGUUGAUGGUGUGCCAUUCCUACGCGCAGACCUGGCCAUCUGGUACCUACGGUCUUCCUAAACCUUUGACUGGGUGUCCAUCUGGCUGGGUUGACGGGCGUAGAAAGCAUGAUACUGAGGACACAAGUCCAAAUAACAACUGGAGUGACCCUCUUAAUCUGGCUGGUUAUCAAUAUAGCAGCAGCAUGGAGCAUGAAUUCUGCAUCAAGACCUCUACUUCUGGUAGCUCUGGUUGGCCAGCAGGAGAGUACUGCAUCUAUAAAUAUGGAUCUUGUCCAUCAGGAUUCCAGGAAAAAUUCGUUUAUUGGGAUGAUGAAGACAGCAGUAAUGCGAAUAGUAGGAGUGGCACUCUACCUGAUGGCGUUUACGACAAUAACACAAAGUACAGGUUCUGCUGCCGAAAUGACGGUGAUACCUCGCAGGCCAUCUCUCUUCCAACGGGAAACAAUUUCUAUCUUUUCGCCAUAAAGGCUACAUGUCAGCAGGUUAAUGGUAUGGAUGUUACUCUGGAGUAUUUUUAUUGGGAUAAUGAGGAUUCUAGUAAUGCAGACGAUGAAAGUUCUGGUACCAACACUCCCUAUCCAGGUGUUAUACUUGGGGGAAUAAAGCUGAAUUUCUGCUACUACCAACCUGCAAGUACCCAGACCUGGCCAUCUGGUACAUACGGUCUUCCUAAACCUUUGACUGGGUGCCCAGCUGGUUGGCUUGAUGGACGUAGAAAGCAUGAUACUGAAGACACACAUCCAAAUAACGUCUGGAGCGAUUCUCUUCACUUGGCUGGUUAUCAACAAAGCAGCAGCAUGGAACAUGAAUUCUGCAUGAAGACUUCUACUUCCGGAAGCAUUAACUGGCCCGCAGGAGACUACUGCAUCUACAAGAAAUUGGCGUGUCCAUCAGGUUUCCAGGAAGGUUACAUUUACUGGGACGAUGAAGAUAGCAGCAAUAGCAAUACUCAGAGUGGCACUUUGCCCGAUGGGGAAUACGACAAUAACACAAAGUACAAGUUCUGUUGCCGAGAUGACGGUGUUGUCUCACAGGCCAUCACCCUCCCUACCACAGAUAACUUUUAUCUCUUUGCAGUGGGAGAUACUUGUCAGCAGGUGGCUGGUAAGACAGUGAUCUCAGAAUGGUUCUACUGGGAUAACGAGGAUUCCUCUAAUACUGAUAGCCAGUAUGGUGAACAUCCAUAUCUUGGUGUGACUGCUAGCGGUGAAAACAUCAAGCUAACCUUCUGUUACUACAACUAGCAAGAAGCCACCGCUAUUGACACAGAACCUGAGCCUGUUUUACCAAGAUGACGACAAAAUGACGAUGAUUAAUAAAGUUUUUUUUUAUUAACUUUUGAUAAUUGGUGUAUGGCCUUUGUUAUUGAUAACCAUUUUUUCUCUCUUAUUUUAAAAUCGUUCUUAUAUUAGUCAAUGAAUAUAAUCAUUUUGGCAUUACCAUACUAUAUGUGACUAUAUAAUUAUGUCUAGUCACACUUCUGAUAUAUAUUCAGAAAUAACUAUGUUCUUGAAUAGUAAAACACGACUAAAAAAUAGAUAAAUACGACUAGAGUAACAGUUGCACCCAGCUGAUCAUAUCAACUAGUCCUUUUUUACUGAUUUGUUUUUAGAGUGUUCGACUCUAAAAGUACAUCUUUAUAUCCUAACUUAAAUACUCAAAUAGGAUGGCGAUGCUUCUAUCGAAAAUUCUACACAUUCAUCUUAAUUUAUAUAACUUCAUACUUUAUUACCCCGGGGUAUUAAUGUUGUGAAAUAUUCAUAGUUAUAGAAGAUUUUCAAACGUGACGAUGUUUCUAGUUUCACAUGUCAUAUGAAAAUUUGUAGUUAUGAUACCAUUAAGCCGUCAUUUAGAGAAUCUGUCCGAUCAAGGCUUAUAUUGUGUAAAACACCUUUUAGGAAACAUGAUCUGUUCUGUGACGUGUGUACGAUUUCUCAUAAUACAUAGUCAUUACCAAUGAUGAGUGGUAUGGUCCCCCCCCCCCAUUUUCCUUGUAGUUGGACUGUCUUAUCUUCUUAAUUGCACACACUCCAUUUUCAAUGCAAAUGAAUUAAGCUCCAACAAAGUAACUGAACUCCUUGAACUACAAUUUAUGCAAAUGGGGGUGUUUGAAAUAUUAUUAGAUAUGUAGGCGAGUGAAUAUUACAUUCACGUUGAACAAUAAUUUUAUUAUCACUUACGAUUAUAGCCCGAGUACCCGAAAAAUAAUGAUAUUGUAAUGCCCAUUUUUUCUUUCUUUUCUUUUCUUUUUUUAAAAUAUCAUGUAUGAAAAGAAGGAUAAUCUCAAAAUGAUAUUUGAAAUUCUCAGAUACAUUUCUUUUCAUAUACACUGUAAAUGAAAAAUAUAAUGCUUUGAACAAUUGGUUGAAGGUUUCUAUGUUAAAAUUAGAAAUAAUAAAAUAAUGCAUUGGUGUUAGGAAUGGAAAUGUAUGUUUUGUUUUUUGAUUGUGCAAAUCUUAUACUCCGUACUUGAAGUAAUCUUAAAUCUCUUUCUUGUAUUCCUCAUUUUAAUUUUCCUCCUGCUCGUUUUCAUUCUUCUUCUUGUUUUUCUUAAUGGGAUGAGAGCGAGAUCGAUGAAGUAAGCAUCGAAAGAAAUGAUAUCAAGGAAAACAGGUUGAUGAAUUGAUAUUUAGUUAUAGUGCGAGAGAAAGGGGAGAGGGCAAGAUAAUGAGAGGGACGAAGCGGAGGGGGUGAAUUCUCUUGCCCCUGAUUUCAUCUAUACACAACUCUUUAAUCCAUUCAACAAAUUCUUACCAUCAGAGGCGUCCUUCCAUAUUUCUUCAAUUUUCUACGCGCCAAAUUAUAGAACAGAAUUUUGCGCGCUAAGCUCGUCGAAAAAUUGUCAAUGUGUGUUUGAUGAUAUUGUCAAGCUAGUACUUUCCAAUGUUUUUAAAAACAAUUUUGCCUUGAUUUAUCACAUUUUAUUU
Messenger RNA from Lytechinus variegatus (green sea urchin), 3184 nucleotides. RefSeq lists its product as uncharacterized. The transcript has 7 exons. Gene Ontology annotation, molecular function: wide pore channel activity. Gene Ontology annotation, cellular component: membrane. The coding region runs from base 227 to 1501 and encodes 424 amino acids. NCBI's taxonomy places the organism in Eukaryota, Metazoa, Echinodermata, Echinoidea, Temnopleuroida, Toxopneustidae. The record is from RefSeq and is a predicted model, not a curated record.